UCGCAAGAAGCUUCGCAUUUUGCAAUUUACAAUGACGUUUAAAUCUUCACCUUUCAGCGAAAUUAUAUAAUCUAAAUUUAAUUUUUCGAGAUAUAAUAAUAAAGUUUGCAAUUAUAUAUUAACAGUAACAACAUCGCUGUCACAACGUGACACAUGAAGUACAAAACGCUCAACGGUCAUUCUUCCAACUGUCAACUGCAAGACUGCACGUCGUCAGAUAAAUGGAACCUAACAAACUUUUGUUAGUUUUAUAUGUCACACGUCAUGAAAAAUAUGGUUAUAUUCCUCACAUGCAAUCGUUGAUUUACAAAUAAAUCCAGGAUAUUCUGGUUUCGAGAUUAUUGCAGUUGCGAUAUUGUCUCUAAUAAGUUGUGCUUCAAGUAUGAGUUUAAUUUGCCUGUUUUUGCUUAUUUUUUGAACUUUAAACUUAUAAUUUGUCAAAUUUCUAAUAUUUAGAAAGCUGCAGUUGAAAGUAUAGUACUUCAGAAUAAAAAAAAAAUAAAUUAUAUCAACGAGCGCGCGCACGCGCUUUUAUCCUAAUUGCACAACCAAUUGUUGAUUUUGGUGUGUAUUUGCUAUGGUAAUAUCAUAUUAUCGUUACGCUUCACGUAUAGAUAUUUUCACAACCGGAUGCACAGCGCAUUCAUUACCUCAAAUGCAACUCUAUUAGAAAGUUUAGAAAUACGACACAAAUAAACAAUUGUAUUAUACAUAUACAACAUAUACUGACAACUAAUGAUUUUGCUUCAUCUUGCGAAUCUUACCAGCUAUAAAAAUAGGAAGUUAUAAUAAUUGCUUAAACAAUUCAAAAUUUUCAUUCUUCCUCAAUAAUUUACUUGUAUAAUUUAGACUCUCUAUUGGUUCUCAAUCUUUGUUCUGCUAAAUUAAUAAAAUUUGUUAUUUAAUUAGGUAUAUGGACAGAUGAUCAAAACUGAGAGACAAGGCUAAGAAAAAAUUAAAUAAUGUUUUUAAAGAUUUUUUUUAAGAUCUCUUAUAAAAAUGUAAUACUGAACAAUAUUAAAUUGACCAGUUUGACAUAUAAUUUUAUUAAAUAAAUGAUUUCUGUAUAUUAAAUUACACAUGUUAUAAAAAUCUUUAAAUAAAAUAAAAGUAGGUAAAUUUUGUGUACAUAUUAUCAAGUAAAGUAAGAAUUUCCUUUAGAUCGCUUAUUAUUCUUAUCAGUAUUUCUAUUUUUUUAAAUUUAUGCCUUUAUAUGAAAUUAAUGAUCAUAAGCGAUAGUAAAUUUUGUCAAACUGAUCACGUUUACGAUAUUAUAUUACGAAAAUGGCGGGACCGAUAGGUUUGUGUUUUCUAUUUAAAUGUCACGCACGUGUUAGAUGUCAUGAGAUUGCAGUGUGAAUAUUCUUUUUAUGUGGUAUAUACACGUAUAAUGCUCGAAUGGUGGGGAACUUCGCGCGGGCACUACUAACGGGAAGAAGAAAGGAAUCAUGUUGCUUCGAGCAGAUAGAAAUCCUAAGCGACAGGAAUCGUGGAAGGUACCUCACUCGUCAAGCUGAGUUCCGCAGUGUAACGUGCAUGAUUUUAACGUCAAACCUGUGUGAUAUUUCGUCAUUAGAUUGCAAAAGACCAAUACCAACAUACUAUCGGAAUUAUUUUUCUCUUGCGCCAAAUCUUGCAAUCGUCGCUAGACAAGAAUAUCGAUUCAGUGGUUGUCUCAGAAAAUCAUGACGUUGUUACCGCCAACGCCAGCGCAACAGAAACGUAUAGAUAAAGAACUUUCAUCUGACCCGGAAAUGAGAAAACAAGAUAUCAGAGCGCUUCGAGAAUGGCUUUCAAAACAGCCGCACUUGCCGAAUCAUAUAGACGACGAUAAAUUGGGAAAAUUUCUUUUCAAUUGCAAGAACAGCAUCGAGAGAUGUAAAUUAAUUUUAGAAAGAUACUACACCGUCCGGACAACCUUACCAGAAUUUUUUGCCGUUCGUGACCCGCUAUCUAAAGAUAUUCAAGACUCCUUCAAUACAGCAUACUUCUUCCCUCUGCCAUCAUUAACCGAGGAAGGAUACCGCGCCACCAUUUUCCGAUUACGUGACACCGAUAUAGAGAAGUUCUCAUUUCAAGCGAUAACCAGACGUGCUCUAAUGCUACUCGAUAUUCGUUUAGAGGAGGAAGUCUGCUUGUCCAAUAUCAUGAUCAUAGAUUUAGAGGGACUUAGUAUGGCACAUUUUACAAAAUUUAUUCCAACACAAUCUAUAGUAAGGCGAGCAAUGUUGGCGGUACAAGAUAGUAUGCCUGGAAGAUUGGCUUCCAUUUACUUUUUUAACGCACCGCCAUUUGUUACUAAUUUAAUUAACAUGUUUUGUCCAUUUUUAAAAGAAAAAUUGAUUAAAAAGUUUUAUUUUUUUAACGGCGGCGGAGAAGAAUUACAUGCUUAUAUGAAUAAGGAUAUACUUCCUAAUGAAUGGGGUGGUAAAGCAGGCAAUUUACAAGAAUUAAAUGCUGCAUGGCAAAGAAGAAUUGAAAAGCAUAGAGAUUGGUUUCUACAGGAUGAAAAACUGAGUCGUACGAAGGAAAAUGCUCGUUUACCGGAAUUUAAAGCAUCCUGUCUCUUGACAGAAUUCGAAGGAAUUCAAGGUUCAUUUCGAAAAUUAAAUAUAGAUUAAUAAUAUUUUUAUAAUAAGAUUUAUAUUUUUUCUUACACUAGUAUAAAUAAAAGUUUUUGA
This is a messenger RNA of Monomorium pharaonis (pharaoh ant), 2681 nucleotides long. RefSeq names its product alpha-tocopherol transfer protein-like. Bases 1686 to 2621 code for a protein of 311 amino acids. The record is from RefSeq and is a predicted model, not a curated record. Gene Ontology annotation, cellular component: membrane. NCBI's taxonomy places the organism in Eukaryota, Metazoa, Arthropoda, Insecta, Hymenoptera, Formicidae. Gene Ontology annotation, molecular function: phosphatidylinositol bisphosphate binding. The transcript has 7 exons.